AUGGCGUGCGAGCCGAGGCCGCGCGUCGCGAGCGCCUGGCGCGGCCGGCGCUGGAGGCGCGCGUCGCAGGGGGCGCGGAGUCGGGGCACGCAGCAGUUGAUCUGCAACGUGGCGCUCCACGCUCGGCGGUGCCCUGCGGAGGGCGCACCGCUGGCCGUGUGGCGCUGCGCCCAGCAUGGCCCAAGGCUCGGCGCAGAUAGCAUGGCUGAUGGCCUGGGUGCUGUCGGUGCCGCCAUCGCGCGGGGCGAGGGCCUGGAGGGUGCCGUGGUCGCGCACGUCGCGGACUUCGAGGCCAAGCUGCUGGCGAAGUACGACGUCUGCGGCGGGGGCCCCGAUGGCGACGAGCGCCAGGAGAGCGGCGUCGAGUGCGAGGGCGUGUGCGGCCCAGGCUUCGGCGUGGAGGAGGAGCUGCGCGGCAGGCUUCACGUGAGGGGCCUCCACGUGCAGCAAGACGAGGACGAGGAGCGCGAGGGGGAAGGCGGCUCGAUUCGGCUGCCGCGAGGCGUCUGGCAGGCGGUGGACCCCGAGGCGAAGGCCAAGGUCUUCGUGGAGGGCAUCGCGGUCGGGUGGCGCUUUGCUGGGCUGGAGACGGGCGCGCGUUGUGGGACUUCGCGCGAGGCUGGCGGCUGGCCGAGAGGGUUGACCAUCAGCAGCACGCGGCGGCUGUGGCGAAGCGCUGGGCGAGCGGAGUCCAGCCAGGGCGCGGGCAUGAUGCAGAGGGUGCGCGCAAGCGCCUUUCGGCUGGCUCUCAAAAGGGAGCUGGACGGUGAGUUUGCCCUCGACCAGCACAUCAAGGAGGGAAAAGGCUACGGCUGA
Prorocentrum cordatum is the source of this 816-nucleotide messenger RNA. The record is from the annotation of a GenBank genome assembly. NCBI's taxonomy places the organism in Eukaryota, Dinophyceae, Prorocentrales, Prorocentraceae.